AUGCAAGUCCAACAACAACAACCCUCGUCCACUCAGCGCGCUUUACCAUCACUUCAAAGCAUCACCCUUCCUACAUCAUCAUCCAGGUCUCCCUUCUUUGUCGUUCCAGCAGUACCCCAUUUGCAGCAGCAGCCUACUACCUCCAGACCCCAAGCCAAGCCAUCUUUUACAAUCCUUCACCCAAGCCCAGUAAAGGCAGAACAGACCCCUCCAUCCCCAAACAUCUUCACCUACAAAGCCCCAGCGCACAAACAUGCCCACCAUCUUCAUAGCAUACCUCCAAAGGAGAAGACAGUCCAGACUUUGAUUCUUGAUCAUAUGUUAUGGCUGCAUUCACGCACUCGUUUUAACCAGGUCAGAUCCGAGCUGGGAAUGCAGACUGGAUCCCUAGAAGGUCCAACCGAAAAGGACGUCACUGAAACUGACGAUGAUGAACUUACCCGCGAGCUACUUUUUGGGUUAACCGGGGACGAUCGGUAUAAAGGCCUCAGUGCUGAUGCGAACCGGUAUGUACCAAAUGUGGACAUUGAGACCGCGAAAGUUCAAAGGGCGAACGCAGAAGGAAUGGAGAAGGUUCUUACUUCCUUACUCACCCAGCGGUCCGUUGGUUCUCGUCACACUCACGAAGUGAAUCCUGGAGUUCCGGGGGUGUUGCCAAAUGGGGUUAGGAUCAGGAUUGUGCUUUCUGCGCUUGUCAACGACCUGUUCGCACGCGAUCAGCACCUUUUUGGCCCCGAUGAGCAACCAGAGAACGUGCUUUCAGGGUUGUCAAGUGAUUUGUCGCCCAUGUCCAUUGCAUCAAUCGUAGCCAGCGGCACCGCUUCCUCCACUGACUUGCGCUGGGCCCAAAUGGAUUUUGAACCGUCGCCAGGCUCCAACCCUGCCUCGAAAUCGAAGUCAGGUGGACCUCCAGCGCGAUCUAUUUUUUCCUCGAUUCCUCGUGGGGCCGGUAUGGAGUCUCCAUGGGCGCUCGGAUCAUUGAACAGUCUGUCUGCAAGGGGACCCGAGUCGACAUCCGCAUCCCACUCCGUUUCUAGCCCACCCUUUGCUUCAUCAUCUUCAGGGUCGCACGCAAGCCGAGGCCCUCGAGUGCGCAAAGCUGUCGGGCGUUCUCGGGAUUUGUACAAUUCUGGAAUUCAAAGGCGUUGGCCCAUUUGCGCAAGUCACCUGACAGAUUUUGAUGAAUGUCCACCUGAGUGCCUUCACGCAGAGGCCUAUGCAGCGGACAAGAAUGGUCUCCUUACACUAUUAAUUCAAAGAAGCCUGACCACGAUCGGUUCGGGGUUGCCGGACCCCGGCAUUCCAUUGCGCUCUGCUAUUCCUCAGUUUGUCCUCAAUGACGUUAAUGACAAGGGCGAACCAAAGGAACUCACCAUCAGCGGGACACGGAUGGCUGCACUUUUGCCGCGAUUCCUCAGGCUAUCUGCCUUCGUCGCUCGAGAACUUGGUCGUGAGACGCGUGAGCAGCAGCAGCAAAUCGCUGAUGUGAAGGUCGGGACCGUCAUACCUGCGGAGCCCUCUUCCUCCAACGCCACUUCUAUUGCUGACAUUCCUUCCACCACUGGUGACGGGCGCCCCACCCGCAUCUGGUAUGCCUUACUGAGUGGUAUGGUCACUAGGGCCGCUUUAGAGGGAUACCUGGGACGUGGUUGGUUGGGGCCCGAGGCUCUUGAAAUCCUUUUUGGUAUUGGGGUAGGUGUGGACUGGGAAGAGGUUGUUGAGAAACCUGACGAAAAGGAUGUUUCCGCAAAGCGUGCCCGCUCGGGAUCGGCCUCAUCCGACGUGAAAUCCGUGGAGGAUGAUGGAGUCAGCCAGAAGCGAGGAUCGAUUGACACUUCACUUCCGGAAGCUUACGCUGCCCAGUUCGAGCCUGAUGGCAUGCCUACGUUAGCCGAGGCCGCGAAAAUUCUCUUUAAGCGUGGUAUUCCUACUGGCGUCGCGGGUACUCAGUCGGAGUUGAGUGCUAUCAACUCCUAUGCGAAUGGAUUCCAGACCACACGUUUGGGAAACACACGCCCCAUUGACACUGAUCCUGAAUGGGAGGUCGAGAUGACCGAACGUGUCUCCGAGUUUGCCAGUGUGCAUCAUACGACCGACCUUCACACGCAUUUGCUUGACCUUGCGAAGCGAUAUCCGGCUGAGCCUGUUGAACGUGCAGCUCUUCGAUUCUUGGAAGCUGUCGCUCUGUGGCGUGGUCUACCAGAAUUGGAACAGUACAAGGAACGCGUUCGAAAAGCCAAUACCGUUGCGACGCAGCCCUCGACUUCUCCGGAGCGCCGCCGUGGUUCUCUGUCCAUUUCUUCUCUCGUGCACCCCACGGAGACAUCUGACCCGACCUUCGAGCCCAGCUCAUCUCAGUUCAAUACUACUCCCGUUACUUCUCCUAUCCUUAAAUACUUCGUCGUCCCGAAGCAUGUCGUCGCUUCUCUCCCUCCUAAUCCCUCGAAAAAACGCGUGCGCGAUGAAGGCCCCGAGGCUGAAGCAAAGCGAUUAAAAAAUCCUCGUGUAGGUGCAUCAUCAUCUGCAACCGCUGCAGCUAAUACAUCUCUGCCUGGAAUCCUAUCUGCACCCACAAAUCCUCUGGUUGAAUCUUCCUGGACUGGGCCCUAUGGUAUUUAA
Cantharellus anzutake is the source of this 2619-nucleotide messenger RNA. RefSeq lists its product as uncharacterized. Lineage: Eukaryota; Fungi; Basidiomycota; Agaricomycetes; Cantharellales; Hydnaceae. Bases 1 to 2619 code for a protein of 872 amino acids. The record is from RefSeq and is a predicted model, not a curated record. The transcript is spliced from 7 exons.